AUGUCAGCCGAUUUAGAAAAUCAACAACCACAUGAAGAAACCUUAAUCAUCAAUGAUAAAGGACCUGCCACUAUGAAUAGUGGUAAUAUUACUAGAGUUAAAACUGAAGGUGAUUACAUUCAUUUCGGUCAUGAAAAAUAUCUUAGAACUGAAUUAGUUGAAGCUUUUGGUGGUUCAUUUAAUCCUGGUUUAUCCCCACCACCAAAAAAUGAUUUAGCUAAUCCUGGUCCUUUAGGUUUGAGUGCUUUCGCUUUAACUACAUUUGUUUUGAGUUUAAUUAAUGUUGAAGCUAGAGGGGUUACUAUUCCAAAUAUUGUUGUUGGUUUAGCUUUCUUUUAUGGUGGAGCUAUUCAAUUAAUUGCAGGAAUGUUUGAAAUUGCUGUUGGUAAUACUUUUGGGGGUGUCGGUUUAUCUUCAUAUGGUGGUUUUUGGUGUGCUUGGGCUUCUUUAUAUGUUGAAAGUUUUGGUAUUGCUUCAGCUUAUGAAGAUCCAAAAGAAUUUGCAAAUGCUGUAGGUAUAUUUUUAUUGGGUUGGUUCAUUUUUACAUUUUUCUUAAUGUUAUUAACCUUGAAAUCUACCGUUGCAUUCUUUUCAAUCUUCUUCUUUUUACAAAUUACUUUCCUAUUAUUGGCAAUCUCGGAGUUUGCUGGGUCAACUGCGGUCAAAAAAGCCGGUGGAGUGUUUGGAUUAAUUACUGCUUUUGCUGCUUGGUAUAAUGCUUAUGCUGGUAUCGCUAAUAGUCAAAACUCUUACCUCGUAGUUAAAGCUUUACCAUUACCUGAUCUUGAAGUCAAAAAACAAAAAUAG
This is a messenger RNA of Yamadazyma jaroonii, 807 nucleotides long. The record is from the annotation of a GenBank genome assembly. NCBI's taxonomy places the organism in Eukaryota, Fungi, Ascomycota, Pichiomycetes, Serinales, Debaryomycetaceae.